Molecule: messenger RNA, 735 nt
Organism: Alternaria arbusti
Lineage: Eukaryota; Fungi; Ascomycota; Dothideomycetes; Pleosporales; Pleosporaceae
Exons: 2
Coding region: 1-735 (244 amino acids)
Source: RefSeq, a predicted model, not a curated record
AUGGAGAAUCCCGAACGUGACACCAACGACCACGAGGAUACUGACCAUGGAAUCACCGUACAUGGGACCACUGAACACGAAAAUGCCGAGCACGUCAACACAGAAGGCCCAGAGGAAGGCGAUGACUCGUUACUCCUCUAUGUCUACGAGCACAAUGCAGGCCAGGCCACUCUAACUCUCGAAUUACAAGACCAAAACGCACCAAAGAUGCAGCUAGGCAGGAACAGGUCCGUUGAUGUUCUUGCGAGGAAAGAAGGCGCUAAAGCCUUCCACAUCGACUAUUACACCUUCAAAUACGGAUACACCCUACGCCUCAACAACUGCGGCUAUACUACACGGUUCAAGGGCCCCCCCAUAGAGGGAAAUUUAUAUGGCGGCCAGGGCACAACGAGUAGCUGGGCCACAUUCCCUUGGAAGGAGUUUCACAUGCACUUACCUGACGAUCGUUGGCAUGCUCAACUGAAGCAUGGGAGGCCUGGGAGGUACAGCAGUAGGGCGCAGGGGACGCAUUAUGAAGACUGUGCAGAACAUAAUGUGGUGGUGUUUCCGAAGUUUAUGGAUAAGCUGGAGGAGAUUGUUGGAGAGGGAAGGAUACGGUUGUGUAAGCGGAUGGACGGUGAGCUUGUUGACAUAGAUGCAGAAGAUGAGGCAGAAGGCGAAGAAGGUGGAGAGAGCAUUGGGGAGGACGGUGAUGGGGAAGACGGCAUGGAAGGUGGCGAUGGAGGUAGUGAGUAG